Aspergillus puulaauensis is the source of this 1893-nucleotide messenger RNA. RefSeq lists its product as uncharacterized. NCBI's taxonomy places the organism in Eukaryota, Fungi, Ascomycota, Eurotiomycetes, Eurotiales, Aspergillaceae. Gene Ontology annotation, cellular component: kinesin complex. The record is from RefSeq and is a predicted model, not a curated record. Gene Ontology annotation, molecular function: protein binding. The transcript has a single exon. The coding region runs from base 1 to 1893 and encodes 630 amino acids.
AUGAACAUGUGGUGUGGAGGCAGCGCUGUCUCGGCAGAGCUAACAGACUUCUUGCCUCGAUGCGAGAACGGCUGUAUCCUAUUCACCACUCGCAGCCGAAGGCUGGCUGUGAAGCUAGCAUCGUCUUCAGUAGUCAAUAUUUUUGAACCUGAUACCGAGACUGGGGUGAAGAUCUUUGAAAAGACACUAAUCGGACAAGGUCUGCUUGAUGACAAGGAGGUAGCAAUUACUCUGCUGGAACAGCUAGCAUUCCUCCCGUUAGCAAUUACCCAGGCAGCAGCAUAUAUCAACUCCAAUAGCCUUGAGAUUUCCGAUUACAGCGCGCUUUUGCAGGAGCAAGAGCCGGAAGUCAUCGAGUUACUCAGCGAAGACCUUGGAAAUAGAGACGAAGGGCGGUAUAAAGAUGUUCAGAGCCCAGUUGCUACCACCUGGUUAAUCUCCUUUCAACAGAUUCAGCAAUUGAAUCCACUCGCAGCAGAAUAUCUAUGCUUUAUGGCGUGUAUAAACCCACGUGAGAUUCCGCAAGCUUUACUUCCCGAGGCUGCCUCCAGGAAGAAGAGGGCUGACGCAGUUGGGCUUCUUAAGGCCUUCUCCUUUGUUAGUGAACAAAUUAAAGGCCAUACUCUAAGUCUCCAUCGGCUUGUCCACCUAUCUACCCGGAAUUGGAUGAGAAAGCAGCAGCAGUUUAGUCUGCAUGUACGCAAGACAGCCAUCCACUUUCUCCAGGUUUUCCCAAAUGAUGAUUACAAAAACAAAAGUAUUUGGAGAUAUUACCUACCUCAUGCUCUCACACUGUCUGGUGAGGGGGAUUUUCAAAAAGAGCGCGAAAGGUACAUAAAAUUACUUCGAAAUAUGGCAAGAUGUCUACGGGCAGAGGGAAGAUACAACGAAGCCGCUGUGUUAUUUGAGGAUAUUGUGGAGUUGAAAAGGAGACGAAUAAGCGCCUCGCGUCACUCUCUAUCGGAUAGCAUGUCCGAACUAGCAUUUACAUACUGGAAUCAAGGCCAGUGGAGGGACGCAGAAGAGCUGGAAAAACAGACCAUGGAAAUCUGCAAGCAAGCGCUAGGUUUAGAGCAUCCUAAUACUCUAACUAGCAUAGCUAACCUAGCAUGCACAUACAGAUGUCAGGGGCAAUAUAAAAAGGCCGAGGACCUGGAAAAACAGACUAUGGAAAUCUGCAAUGAAGUGCUAGGUCCAAACCACUCUAAUACUCUGGUUACUAUGGUCAACCUAGCAUGCACAUACAGAUACCAGGCACAGUAUAAAGAAGCAAAAGAGCUGGAAGAACAUGUCCUAUGGACCCGCAAGCAAGUACUUGGACCGGACCACCCUGAUACUCUGGCUAUCAUGACCAAUGUGGCUUGCACAUACAGAUGCCAGGGGCAAUACAAGGAAGCAGAAGAGUUGGAAGUCCAGAUUCUGAGGGCCUGCAAGCAAGCACUAGGACCAGACCACCCCGAUACUUUAGGUAAAAUGGUCAACCUGGCAUGCACAUAUAAAUGUCACAGACGAUACAAGGAGGCAGAUAAGCUAGAGUCAGAAGUCCUACAGACCUCCAAGCAAGUUCUAGGCACAGAGCAUCCUGAUACCUUGACGGUCAUGGCCAACCUGGCGAGCACAUAUCAAUACCAAAAGCAAUACACGUCAGCAGAAGAGCUGGGGGCACAGAUCCUACAGGCCCGCAAACGAGUGCUAGGGCCAGAACAUCCCUCCACUCUAAGCAGCAUGGCUAGUCUGGCCUAUACCUGGCAUUUACAAAACAAGACUCACGAUGCCCUGACAUUAAUGAAGGGAUGCGUCACUCUUCGGAGCAGAAUUCUGGGCUCUUCUCACCCUCUUACGCAAUUGUCGUCUCACUCACUCAGAGCUUGGGAAGAAGAAGAAGUCAAAUAA